UUCGCUCGCAGGAUGUUGCCUCAUAUGUGUCAAACGUGAAACUUUCAACAUGUUUGGUGUAUGUGUGAGCUUCGAAUAUGACAUCACAUAGUUAGUGCGAUACAGAACGCAAAAUGAAGCUUGUCAGCAGAGAUAUCGACAAAAAUAAUUCCGGGAGUGUGACCCUGAUUCCUGAGGAAAAUGAGGACAUGUGGCACACCUAUAACCUGGUUACCAUUGGUGACUCACUAAGGUCAACCACCAUCAGGAAAGUUCAGAAUGAGUCAGCAACUGGAAGUGUGAGUGUAAACAAAGUGAGAACCACUCUCACCAUCCAUGUAGAAGCCAUUGAAUUUGAUAUACAAGGAUGUAUGCUGCGGGUCAGAGGUCGCAACAUACAAGAAAACCAAUAUGUCAAGAUGGGUGCAUAUCACACACUUGACUUGGAGCUGAACAGGAAGUUUACCUUGGGGAAACAAGAAUGGGACAGUAUAGUACUGGAAAGGAUUGAGACAGCCUGUGAUCCGACCACACAUGCCGAUCUUGCCGCUGUUGUUAUGCAGGAAGGGCUUGCUCACGUCUGUUUAAUCACCUCUAAUAUGACCCUUGUCCGUGCCAAAAUAGAGACUAGUAUUCCUCGCAAACGCAAGGGCAUGUGUUCACAGCACGAUAAGGGUCUAACAAGAUUCUAUGAUCAGAUUCUACAAGCCAUACUACGUCAUGUCAAUUUUGAUAUUGUGAAAUGUUUUCUAGUGGCAAGUCCUGGGUUCGUUAAGGACCAGUUUACAGAGUAUUUGUUUACACAAGCUGUGAAAAUGGAUAACAAAGUGCUGCUAGACAACAAAUCAAAGUUUGUACUCGUCCAUGCAUCUUCAGGGUUCAAACAUUCUCUCAAAGAGGUUUUACAAGAUCCGUCUGUGACUGCCAGAUUAGCUGACACAAAGGCGUCCUUAGAGAUCAAAGCUUUAGACGAUUUUUACCAAAUGCUUCAGAAUGAUUCAAACCGAGCUUUCUAUGGAGUAAAACAAGUGGAGAAAGCUGCAGAACACCAAGCUGUAGAAGUCUUGCUAAUAUCUGAUGAGCUCUUCCGAUCGCAAGACAUCAAACAACGUAAACGAUAUGUGAAAAUUGUGGACACAGUAAGAGAGACAGCUGGUGAAGUGAGAAUGUUCUCUAGCUUGCAUGUAUCAGGAGAACAACUAGGUCAGUUAUCAGGGAUUGCAGCUAUACUCAGAUUUCCAAUGGCCGAAGACGAUGAUGAUUCAGAGGAGGAUUGAGGAUUAUGUUUCGGAAAGAUCUGUGCACUCAGUUUAUAUGCUGGCAUUAAAUAAUUUUUAGCUGGCACGCUUUCAUUAUUGCAAUUCUAGUGCAUUUUUUAUGUGUAGCAAAUUAUUUAUUAAAUCAUUUCAAUUCUUAAAAA
This is a messenger RNA of Ylistrum balloti, 1399 nucleotides long. Its product is annotated as protein pelota homolog. The coding region runs from base 114 to 1256 and encodes 380 amino acids. NCBI's taxonomy places the organism in Eukaryota, Metazoa, Mollusca, Bivalvia, Pectinida, Pectinidae. Gene Ontology annotation, cellular component: cytoplasm. Gene Ontology annotation, biological process: nuclear-transcribed mRNA catabolic process, no-go decay; RNA surveillance; ribosome disassembly. The transcript is spliced from 10 exons. The record is from RefSeq and is a predicted model, not a curated record.